This is a messenger RNA of Tachyglossus aculeatus (Australian echidna), 1473 nucleotides long. Its product is annotated as T-cell-specific guanine nucleotide triphosphate-binding protein 2-like. The transcript has 3 exons. Gene Ontology annotation, molecular function: GTPase activity; GTP binding. The coding region runs from base 1 to 1473 and encodes 490 amino acids. Gene Ontology annotation, cellular component: membrane. The record is from RefSeq and is a predicted model, not a curated record. Lineage: Eukaryota; Metazoa; Chordata; Mammalia; Monotremata; Tachyglossidae.
AUGGAAAUGGAGAGGGAAGGGAAGGGGAGCAGAAAGUUCAGCCACUGCCUGGGGGUGACCAGGAAGCCGACCUGGGUGAAGAAGAAGCUCAUGUUCCAGGGGAAGGGGCGGACCAUCCUGGAAAAGCCAUGGAUUCUCAGAAAAGCUGAGAUACCUGGCUGUGUGGCAUCCAACCUCAUCCCCCUGCGGGCCACCCUUUAUAAGUUAGAGCCAGGGGCUGGGAGCGGGACUGCUCGGGAGAGGAAGCCGAAGGGGCCCGUGCUGGCUGUGAGGGACGGGAGGAUCCUGAAGAGCAAGCUGGAGGGGAGAAGAACCUUGACCAGCCACAGCCCAGGCUCAGCCAUGGCACACCCGGUCGCCAUCAAACUCAUCCCAUUCUAUAAGAGGCUGGUGAAGAAGAGGUGGGGCAUCCUCUCGGAAGAUGACGUCACCGACAUCCAAGGGGCCCUCAAGAAGGGGAAGCUGGAGGAGGCGGCCUCCAAGAUCAAGGAGAAGAUGGAGGCGGCUGAGAGGGCCCCCCUGAACAUCGCCGUCGUCGGGGAGACCGGCUCCGGGAAGUCCACCUUCAUCAACACCCUGCGCGGGCUGGGGCAUGAGGACGAGGACUCCGCCCCCACCGACGUGGUGGUCACCACCCUGGAGCCCAUCCCCUACCGGUACCCCAAAUUUCCCAAUGUCACCCUGUGGGACCUGCCAGGCAUCGGGGCCCCUGACUUUCGCCCAGAGGUCUACCUGAAGAAGGUGAAGGUCAACCACUACGACUUCUUCGUCAUCCUCACCUCGGAGAGAUUCAAGGCCAGCCACGUGAGCCUGGCUCAGGAGAUCCGGAGGGUGGGGAAGAAGUUCUAUUUCGUCCGGGCCAAAGUGGACAACGACCUGUACAACUCGCGGCGGAGCAAGCCCAAGACCUUCAGCGAGGAGCUGGUCCUGCAGAGGAUCCGAGAGGACUGCCUGAGUGGUCUCCAGAAGGGAGGGGUCAGUGACCCCUGGGUCUUUCUGGUGUCCAGCCUGGACAUCUCCCUCUAUGACUUCCCCAAGCUGGAGGACACCCUGGUGUCGGAGCUGCCUGCUCACAAGUGCCACGCCCUGGUGCUGGCCCUGCCCAAUGUGGCCGAAGAGGCGGGGGGGACCAGCCGGCCCACGCUGCAGGAGAAGAUGGGGCUGAGGGCCCUGAAGGCAGCCGCCUGGGCCGCCUUCCCUUUCUCCCACCUGGCUGGCCGGCCCACAGAAGAACCAAGGGGCCUGUCCCUCGAGGAAGAUUUGCGGGACUUGGCUGAAGAGGAGCUGAAGAGCGCCAGUCUCGUCGGUGACAUGAUGGACAACGUGAAAGUGGUGGUCGGCUCCAUCCCGAUCAUCGGGGGCUUCGGGGCCGAUGCCAUCUCCUACGUGCAGGGCUAUUAUGUGCAGUGGCCCUUCCUGGACGCGGUGGCCCAAGAGGCUACGGACCUCCUGAGGAAAACGUGGAGGAACUGA